This is a messenger RNA of Lotus japonicus, 2493 nucleotides long. RefSeq names its product phenylalanine ammonia-lyase 1-like. The coding region runs from base 132 to 2279 and encodes 715 amino acids. The transcript is spliced from 2 exons. NCBI's taxonomy places the organism in Eukaryota, Viridiplantae, Streptophyta, Magnoliopsida, Fabales, Fabaceae. Gene Ontology annotation, biological process: L-phenylalanine catabolic process. The record is from RefSeq and is a predicted model, not a curated record. Gene Ontology annotation, molecular function: phenylalanine ammonia-lyase activity. Gene Ontology annotation, cellular component: cytoplasm.
CUCUAUCAGACAAUCAUCCCCAAAUUAACAUUUCCACUAGUUUCUUCUUCAAUACGCCAAUCUCUUAAUCUCCUCAGUUUAAUCUUUAAUCACAUCUAAUCACUUUCCAUUAUUUCUUAAUUAAGAUUAACAUGGCCCCAAACACCAACGCCACGCAAAACGGUUCCAUCUUCUGCAACACUGUCAAAACCGCCGCCACUGAUCCGUUAAGUUGGGGGGUCGCGGCGGAGUCCAUGAAAGGGAGCCACCUCGACGAGGUCAAGCGCAUGGUGGCGGAGUACCGCAAGGCGGUGGUCAAGCUUGGCGGAGAGACUCUCACAAUAGCUCAGGUAGCUGCCAUCGCCGCAAACCACCAAGGCGUGAGCGUUGAGCUUUGUGAAUCAGCUAGAGCUGGCGUUAAGGCGAGCAGUGACUGGGUCAUGAACAGCAUGAACAACGGCACUGACAGUUACGGUGUCACCACCGGCUUCGGCGCCACCUCCCACCGCAGAACCAAAAAUGGCAAUGCUCUGCAGCUAGAACUCAUCAGGUUUUUGAAUGCUGGAAUAUUUGGCAAUGGUACUGAAUCAACUCACACCUUGCCACAGCCUGCAACUAGAGCAGCAAUGCUAGUGAGGAUCAACACACUUCUCCAGGGAUACUCAGGCAUUAGGUUUGAAAUCCUUGAAGCCAUCACCAAGCUCAUCAACAACAACAUCACCCCAUGUUUACCACUUCGCGGUACCGUCACGGCUUCCGGUGAUUUGGUCCCACUUUCUUACAUUGCUGGUUUGCUAACCGGCCGGCCGAACUCCAAAGCUGUUGGACCUUCCGGUGAGGUGGUUAAUGCCAAGGAUGCUUUCCAAUUGGCUGGCAUUGACUCAGGGUUCUUUGAAUUGCAGCCCAAGGAAGGGCUUGCUCUUGUUAAUGGUACUGCUGUUGGUUCAGGGUUAGCUUCUAUUGUUCUAUUUGAUGCUAACAUAUUGGCUAUACUGGCUGAAGUUCUAUCGGCUAUUUUCGCUGAAGUGAUGCAAGGGAAACCUGAAUUUACUGACCAUUUGACACAUAAGUUGAAGCACCACCCUGGCCAAAUUGAGGCUGCUGCUAUCAUGGAGCACAUUUUGGAUGGAAGUUCCUACAUGAAGGCAGCAAAGAAGUUGCACGAGGUGGAUCCUUUGCAAAAGCCAAAGCAAGAUCGAUAUGCACUUCGUACUUCUCCACAAUGGCUCGGUCCUCUGAUUGAAGUGAUUCGAUUCUCAACAAAGUCGAUCGAGAGGGAGAUCAACUCAGUGAACGACAACCCUUUGAUCGAUGUUUCCAGAAACAAGGCCUUGCACGGUGGUAAUUUCCAAGGAACCCCUAUUGGAGUUUCCAUGGACAACACACGUCUGGCUCUUGCAGCAAUUGGCAAACUCAUGUUUGCUCAGUUCACUGAGCUGGUUGAUGAUCAUUACAACAAUGGCUUACCUUCAAAUCUCACUGCUAGUAGGAAUCCUAGCUUGGACUAUGGUUUCAAGGGAGCUGAAAUUGCCAUGGCUUCUUAUUGCUCCGAGCUCCAAUAUCUUGCGAAUCCGGUCACCACUCAUGUCCAAAGUGCUGAGCAACACAACCAAGAUGUGAACUCUUUGGGUUUGAUUUCAUCAAGAAAAACCAACGAAGCCAUUGAGAUCCUUAAGCUCAUGUCUUCCACAUUCUUGAUUGCACUUUGCCAAGCAAUUGACUUGAGGCAUUUGGAGGAGAACUUGAAAUACUCAGUGAAGAGCACAGUAAGUCAAGUUGCAAAGAGGACUCUUACCACAGGUGUCAACGGAGAACUCCAUCCUUCUAGAUUUUGUGAAAAAGAUUUGCUGAAGGUGGUCGAUAGAGAAACUCUAUUUGCCUAUAUUGAUGACCCAUGCCUUGCUACUUACCCAUUGAUGCAAAAACUGAGGCAAGUGCUUGUGGACCAUGCGUUAGUAAAUGGAGAAUACGAGAAGGACUCAAAGACAUCAAUCUUUCAAAAGAUUGCAACUUUUGAGGAUGAGUUGAAGAGUCUCUUGCCUAAGGAGGUCGAAAGCGCAAGGGCUGCAUAUGAGAGUGGAAAUCCAGCAAUGCCAAACAAGAUAAAUGAAUGCAGAUCUUACCCACUGUACAAGUUUGUGAGGAAGGAGCUGGGAACUGAGUUGCUAACCGGUGAAAAGACCAGGUCUCCGGGUGAGGAGUGUGACAAAUUGUUCACAGCAAUAUGCCAGGGUAAAAUUAUUGAUCCACUUCUGGAAUGCCUCGGAGAGUGGAACGGUGCCCCUCUUCCAAUUUGUUAACUUGCCUGCCAGUUAUGUUUAGGAAAUGUAUUCUUUGUAUUUAUGCAAAUGUAACGUUAAUCAUUUGAUUUAUCAAGCCUUGGGCAAAAUAAUAUGGAAAACUUCAUUUUAGUUUCCUUGAUGUCAUGGAGGAACUUGUAACACUACAGAAAAACACAAGAGUUCAGCUUCAGUGGCACUUUAUAUCUAGCAUUUAAGAAAUUAGAUUGAAUCA